CAGGGAGCUCGUGUGAUGACGUGCCUGCACUCAGCUGCAAGCUGCAGUGACACUGCAAUGGCUGAGGGGCGGCUGCUGGAUCUUCGCAAUGAGCUCAUUCUCCCCGGAGGGAGCAGGAUUUACAGUGCAUCACCCAGCAACUGCAGCCUUCUUGUGAAAUUCAUCUUUAGCUUCUCCUCAGUUAGCCUGGUCUGAUUCUUCACUUUGGGUGUGUGUACAUGGGACCAUCUUCCCAUCUGAGAUCAUGCUGGAGAAUUACGCUUGAUUCCAUGAGAAUUUGGACCUCCAGCUCCUGGCAGGACUGCCCUCAUUAAGCAGAUGUUUGUGGGAGAGGAAUGGUGUUAAACCCCAGCGCUGUCACCUUCGCUGCCUUGAACUGUUAAGCCUCUACUCGUGCUUAGACAGAGAAUAGUGCUGCUCUGUUGUGGUUUUGACUAUGAGUCAUGAUGUAUAAACCAAUGCAUUGAAGGUCAUCAUCCAAAAAGAUUGUUAUCCACAUUAACAGGGCAAGUAAGAAAAUGUAGUGGGACGGAGGCAAGGACAAGAAGCCCCAAGCAAGUGCUGGGACAAGUGCCUCCAGGCAGGACUCCCCUCCCUGUCACGCGGCUUCACCAUGUCCAAGAAGGGCACCAGCAGCCGAGGUAGGGGGGAAAAGCCGGACGCCUUGGCCGCCUUGCAGGCUGCCAAUGAAGAGCUCAGGGCCAAGCUCACCGACAUCCAGAUAGAGCUCCAGCAAGAAAAGAGUAAGGUCAGCAAGUUGGAAAGGGAGAAAAAUCAGGAAGUUAAGCAGAUCAAGGAGCACGAACAGCAUAAAAGUACAGUAGUGGUAACAGAGCUCAAAGUCAAACUUCAUGAAGAGAAAAUGAAGGAGCUCCAAGCUGUUCGAGAAGCACUUUUGAGACAACAUGAAGCUGAACUACUUAGAGUAAUAAAAAUUAAAGAUAAUGAAAUCCAGAGACUACAGACCCUUCUCAAUGCUGUACGUGAUGGGGCUCCUGACAAGGUGAAAACAGUGCUGCUUACGGAGGCAAAGGAGGAGGCCAAGAAGGGGUUUGAAGUCGAGAAAAUCAAAAUGCAGCAAGAAAUUUCAGAGCUGAAGGGUGCUAAGAAACAGGUGGAAGAGGCUUUAACUAUGGUCAUCCAAGCUGACAAAAUUAAAGCAGCGGAGAUAAGGAGUGUAUAUCACCUGCAUCAAGAGGAAAUCAGCAGAAUUAAGAGGGAGUGUGAGAGAGAAAUUCGUAGACUGAUGGAGGAGAUUAAGUUUAAAGACAGAGCAGUCUACGUGCUGGAGAGAGAGUUAGGGGUUCAAGCCGGGCAUGCUCAGAGACUGCAGCUCCAAAAGGAGGCUUUAGAUGAACAACUUUCCCAGAUCAAAGAGUCUGAUCGGCAUCUGAGCAGCCCCAAGCGGGAACUUCCUUAUGCAAGUGGUGCAGGAGACGCUUCAGAUCAUUCGGGAAGCCCCGAACAGCAGUUGGAUGAAAAGGAUGCCCGGCGUUUCCAACUUAAAAUCGCUGAACUGAGUGCCAUCAUUAGGAAGCUGGAGGACCGGAACGCUCUGUUGUCAGAGGAGAGGAACGAGCUGUUGAAACGUCUUAGAGAGGCUGAAAGUCAGUACAAGCCCAUUUUGGACAAAAAUAAACGCCUUAGUAGAAAGAAUGAAGAACUGUCACAUGCCUUACGUCGAAUGGAAAAUAAAUUAAAAUUUGUAACACAAGAAAAUAUAGCAAUGAGGCAAAGAGCUGGAACAAUAAGGAGACCAAGCUCUUUAAAUGACCUUGACCACAGCCAGGAAGAAAGAGAAGUUGAUUUCCUGAGACUACAAGUUAUUGAACAGCAAAACAUCAUUGACGAACUGUCCAAGACACUGGAAACUGCUGGCUAUGUGAAGAGUGUCAUGGAACGUGAUAAGCUAUUAAGGUAUAGGAAACAAAGGAAAAAAAUGACAAGAAUUCCUAAGAAGCCAGUUGUGGAGACGUUUUUUGGCUACGAUGAAGAAGCUUCCCUGGAGUCUGAUGGUUCCUCUAUCUCAUACCAAACCGACCGCACGGAUCAAACCCCUUGCACGCCUGAAGAUGACUUGGAAGAGGGCAUGGCCAAGGAAGAGACAGAACUGCGGUUUCGGCAGCUGACAAUGGAGUACCAGGCUCUGCAACGAGCAUACGCCCUAUUGCAAGAACAGGUCGGAGGAACAUUGGAUGCAGAACGAGAAGUUAAGACACGUGAGCAGCUCCAAGCGGAGAUACACCGUGCUCAGGCUCAGAUCGAGGACCUGGAGAGGGCCCUUGCUGAGCAGGGGCAGGACAUGAAGUGGAUUGAGGAGAAGCAAGCGUUGUAUAGAAGAAAUCAAGAACUGGUAGAAAAGAUAAAACAAAUGGAAGCUGAGGAAGCCCGCUUAAAACAUGAUGUCCAGGAUGUUAAGGAUCAAAACGAGCUCCUGGAGUUCAGGAUCUUGGAGCUUGAGGAGCGAGAAAGACGAUCACCUGCCAUCAACUUCCAUCAUGGUCCCUUUACAGAGGGGAAAAGCCCUCUCCAAGUCUACUGCGAGGCAGAAGGUGUAACAGACAUAGUAGUAGCAGAGCUGAUGAAAAAGUUGGACAUUUUAGGGGAUAACGCCGUAAGUAAUCUGACCAAUGAAGAGCAAGUAGUUGUCAUACAAGCCAGGACAGUUCUCACAUUGGCUGAAAAGUGGCUACAGCAGAUAGAAGUGACGGAGUCUGCGCUGCAGCAGAAGAUGCUGGACCUUGAGAAUGAAAAGGAGCUGUUCAGCAAGCAAAAGGGCUACCUGGAUGAUGAGCUCGACUUCAGGAAACAGUCCUUGGACCAAGCUCACAAGCAAAUUCUGGAAUUAGAAGCCAUGCUCUAUGAUGCCCUGCAGCAAGAAGCUGGAGCCAAAAUUUCCGAACUUCUUUCAGAAGAGGAGAAAGAGAAACUGAAGAGUGCUGUAGAGCAAUGGAAGCGGCAGGUGAUGAGCGAGCUCCGGGAAAGAGACGCCCAAAUCCUGCGAGAAAGGAUGGAGCUCAUUCAACACGCACAGCAGAGAAUUAAAGAGCUAGAAGAAAGAAUUGAAGGCCAAAAAAGACAAAUAAAAGAGUUAGAGGAAAAGCUUUCAUUCUUUGGUCAUAGUCCUUCAGGCCACAUGCAAAAGUUUCACUCUACUGAGGAAGCUACAAUUGCUUCUACCGUUAUUAACAGGAAGACAGCACUGAUUACCAAGACAGAAAAAGAGACAUUGCCAUUUCAAAAAAACCCAAGUCUCUCUUGUAUUUUGCUACUGGCGAUGGAAGAUGCAAUCUUUCUGACCAUUUCAGACUGAAGCAGAACUAGGGUACGUGGAAAUUUCUGCACAGGUGACGUCUGCACCACUGAAAUCUCUGACUGAGCAUUUUGAAAGCUAGAACUAAGCUGACAAAGAAAAAAGCCAAAAACCCCCUCCCUCUCCUACAGCCACAGGCUCCUUCCCGGAGUACUGGCUCUGCUGCUUGAACUAACUUUCAGCGGAAGUCCUGGCUCUGCUGCUUGAAAUAGCUCUCAGCUUUACGUAAGGAGCGGAAUACUAAUUCAGAUAAACUGAAUAUAUUUUGGUUCCCUGCUAAGCAGGCAGUAAAUUGCUUCUCUGUAGAAGUGACAGUGUCCUGUUUUAUAUGUCACACAUUUAUAUUUGUUAUUCAUAGUUAUUUAAAAAUCUGUCUUGAAAGAAGAUUUUAGAAAGAGUUCCAGAGGAGUAACUCAUGAAAAGAUAAAUGUGAAUGAAAAUGGACAUGUUUUGUUCCAAAGUAUUUCUUCAUAACACAGGGUAUGUCUGAUGGUUUGUUGAAUAUCCCGCAAGCCCAGUUUUAGGGGAAAAUGUGAAGCUAUGUUCAGGAAAUCAAGCUGUAAUUUUGGGGGGAGUUUUCAGUAGACCGUGGCCUGCAGCAUGAUGAGAAAAAUGGCACGAUAAUUUAUAAUUUGCUGUCCCUGAAUGGUGACAAAAUGCUUAGUAUUGUCCCAGCAAAAAGUUUGACCUGGAAAAGAGUGAAUGUAAAACACGUUAUCCCUGAUCCACAUGCUCUGGGCUGGGGGAGCCGGCAAGAGGGAACAGAAGAUUUUGUCCCCUUGGGGCAAGGGAGCACAAGUACUGCAGAGCCUGAGCCCAGGAGGCUGGUACAGGAGCCGGGAAGGAAAAUGGACGCUCUAGAAAAACAGGUGAAGGAUGGAAAAUCCAGAAGAAUUCCCUCAGUCCGAUUCACUCUAUGGGAGCUGCAGACAAGUGCACAAGCCUGGGGCUGUUGGGUAAGGCCAAGAACAAGCUCCCACCCACAGCUGUCCUGGAGUGCGGUGUAGCCAGGGUGCCCGAGGCGCAGGAUGCAGUGGAGGAGCAGCCCACCCUCGGAGGCACCGGGCGGGAAGCGAAACCAGAGCUCCUGGCAGGUACCUGCACCGCUUCCAAAACUUGUGUUGAGUUUAUAAAGCUAUGAAGAAAAUCCCUUGAUACCGAAAUUCUAGAAACUCUCCGGAUACUUGUACAUCAAUCACCUGUUUUAAACCAGACAGUGUAAACAGCAAAGGGAGCUAAACUACAAAAAUGUAAGAAAAUGAAUUGUUCAGAAAAGUGUUAUAUUUGUACUGAAGUAAUACGACAUUUUAAGUCAAAGGUUGUGGAUUUUGAUGUCAGUGUAUAUUACAAAAGCAAUUUAACAAAUUCCAGUUCUACCAGAUACAAAUACCAGUGCUGUGGUUACAUUGAUAAGCCCCAUUUUUACUUCUGCAUUUCAUGCUUCAAACAUGUGUCCACUCUGAGUUCUCCUUAAUGUCUUAGAAUGUUUUUUGUACUUCAAAGAGCUGCAAGCAGUGGUUGAGGCACCUGCCCGCAGCCCAAGGCACUGCGGAGCUCCGCAGGGAGGUGACGUGCCGGCCCCUCGCAGGGCACCUUCCCUGGCAGGCGGGGGGGUGCAGCGCUGCUGCCCAGGGUUGCGGGGGCACGGCAGCUGCUCAGGGUGCGCUGCCGGGGCUGGCAACAGGGGCAGCCCAUGCGUUGGGCAGUGGCCUGGCUCCAUUUCAUCGCUGCUUACUCAGGCUGUGCUUUUGCAUGUCAUGCACAUGUGUCUAGAAUUUCAGGUCCAUUUUCCCAUUACUUAGACUUUCUUCAUCAUGCUUUUUUUUCUUUUUUUAAUUAAAAAGCCAACUGUACAGGACAGGUAUAUGUGUAAAUAAAGGAUUAUGCUUAUAUAUAUGUUAAUAUUUAUAUGUAAAAAGAUAUGUACAUAGGAAAGAAAAAAAUGGUUCAAGUAAUGUUUUCAAUACUGUUCCUUUCUUAUAAAUGCAGACAGGAAAUUUACAUAGAUGUGUUCCUUAAUUUUAGCAUAAGGGUUUUCACUCAAUUUUCAGUCACUCUGCAUUUGAUCCCACUGGGGUUUUGUACGAUGACUUUGUGCAGUGAGUCCUUGACCGUGGCAUGGAGCCACUCCUGAGACGCGCCACCCUCUCCAUCCCUGAGAUGAGCUCUGUCAGAGAUCUCGUUUGCUGUCGUCUCGCCUACGGGUUUUGCGCAUCUUUUAAAAACAUGGUCUCAGAGCCACAGGACCAUGGCAGGGGGGUGCAUUACCCUAAUCCAGGGCUUUUUCCUGCAGACCCUCAGUCUUGGUGCAGAACAGCAGCAGAAAGGUGGAGUUUGCAGCCCGGGGAGGGAUCCUCAGCUGUUCUCUGGCUGGCGAGCAGGCUUCUGAGGCAAGCGGUCGCAAGGCAGGGGCUGCCAACCACUCCAGUUUCUCAUCCAUAAGCACCUUUUAUAAAACCCCCAGAUGUCCUUCAAAUAACAGCAAGAGAAGAGGGCCAGAUAAACUGAGCAUCUCACCAGGUGCAUCGCUGAUGUAUACGUUAGCUGCGGCAGGCAGUCUCUGCAGGAGCACCGGAGUGGCUCGCACGCUGCCUGCCUGGGUGCCCAGGCCUGGCACGGGCCGGCUGCCACCUGUGCCGAGGCGCAUCUAAUCCGAAAUCCAUCGGAACCGCAGCUUGCGCGGUCACCAGCCCCACGUGGGGCAUCACAGGCCCAUGCUCCUUGUCACGCUGGCGGAGGACUGUGGCUGACCUGUGAAGUACUCUGCUCUAGUAGUAUCCGUAGCCUUCGGUGUAUCCUUGAGUGCCUUAUGCGGCUUGCGAACAAAACGCUGGACUGUGAAGUGAUAAACAUGCCCGACAGUUCCUGGGGGGGCCGGUGCCAGCUCCCUUUGCGUCCCCAAUGCCACCGCCACCACCUCGCGAUGGGCAGCGUGCAUUAGCACGGGAACGAAUUUAGUUUAGACUCAGGAAAUCAUAUUGUGAAUAUGUGUAUGAAACCCUGUACUUACAUAUUGUACAUUUUAUACAAAGGAACUACUGUAAACUUAUGCAAAAUGAGAACCAGAGAAAAUGUUUGGGGGUUUGGUUAUUUUUCCCCCAUGGCCAGUGUGCCGUGACCUAUGUUCUCUAAUACAAUCCCAGCCACCACAUCCUAAAAACAUCAUGUUUGGUUCAGUGCUGAAACAGUAAUUGACAGGCCUAAAAUAGGGCUGGAUUGAUCAAUUCCAGAAUUUUACACAUAUUUUUGUAUUGUGAUUCAUAUGAUAUAUAUCAAGAGACUUUCUAUUCAUUUGUAAAAUACAUAAAUUAUUGUAAACUUUUAAUAAAAAGAUCUGUU
Molecule: messenger RNA, 6652 nt
Organism: Falco peregrinus (peregrine falcon)
Lineage: Eukaryota; Metazoa; Chordata; Aves; Falconiformes; Falconidae
Gene: JAKMIP3
Product: Janus kinase and microtubule interacting protein 3
Exons: 26
Coding region: 614-3313 (899 amino acids)
Molecular function (GO): microtubule binding; kinase binding
Source: RefSeq, a predicted model, not a curated record